Drosophila persimilis is the source of this 3440-nucleotide messenger RNA. RefSeq names its product breast cancer anti-estrogen resistance protein 1 (gene p130CAS). The record is from RefSeq and is a predicted model, not a curated record. Lineage: Eukaryota; Metazoa; Arthropoda; Insecta; Diptera; Drosophilidae. Bases 1 to 2418 code for a protein of 805 amino acids. Gene Ontology annotation, cellular component: plasma membrane; cytoplasm. Gene Ontology annotation, biological process: cell migration; cell surface receptor protein tyrosine kinase signaling pathway. The transcript is spliced from 4 exons. Gene Ontology annotation, molecular function: protein binding.
AUGUUGGACAAACAGAGCUCCAUCUCGAUGUCCGGCUCCUGCUGCAGCUCGAAUGCAACGAACGCGGACCUGGACUACGAUGUGCCCGUCUCGCGGCGCAUCCACAUCAAAUCGAAACUUUAUGCCAAGGCCAUAUAUGAUAAUCAUGCAGACAGCCCCGACGAGCUGCCCUUCAAGAAGGGGGACAUCCUCACCGUCAUCGAACAGGACACGGAGGGCAUCCAGGGAUGGUGGCUCUGUGCCCUGAAGAACCGACAGGGUCUAUGCCCCGGCAACCGGUUACGCAUUUUGAACUCGUACGAUUCGGGCUGCUUCUCGCCAUCGCCGGCCAGCUCUCCGAUACCCUCGCUGGCGGCGAGCACCGCGACGCUGAACAGCUCCAUCUGCUCCGCGGAGAUCUAUGAGAAUGGGUCCAUCAUCAGUGCGGUCUCGUCCUCAGGUGGCGGUGGUGGCGGUGUGGUGACAAAUGGCCAAGGAACGACGAUCCACGAGUCCUCCCCAUCUGCCACGCAGGGCCGUGGCACCAGACGAUCGUGGCAUAUCUCACCGAACAAGGUUAUUACACCGCAGAGACACGGUGAUGUCUACAUCUACAACUGCUCGCCCACAUCGUUGCCUGGAGCCGGAACAGGAGUCCGCACAUCGUACCAGCAGAUCUACAGCAACCAAAGCAUCUACCAGAACCUCUCCAUGAUGUCAGCUGCCCAGCAGAAUCAGAACGGUGGCAGUGGCAGUGGCUGUGGCAGUGAGUUCGAGACGUACGACAUACCCAAGCCUGCCACGCCCGUGCCGCUGAACUACGACAGUUCCAAGGGGGGACACCCGAGGACACCCACAUCGAUCUCCGGGCUGGGAGCGCGCUUCGAGUCUCUGAAGAGCGUGGCCGCCUCCAUCGAGGAGGAGUCGUACGAUGUGCCGCGACCGCUCAACAACAGCAGCCUUCUGCAGCAGCAGAUGACGCCGAGCAGCUCGGCCUCCUCCCUGCUGACCAGCGACAGCCUGUCCCUCAGCUUCUCCAGCUCGAACCGCUCCUCGCUGGCCAAUAUGCCCGACUACGACAUCCCGCGCCGCAAUCCGCUGCCUGUGCGUCGCACACCCCUUCAGCCGAGCGGCCUGACCUACGACUUUCCCCUGCCACCGCUGCAGGAGCAGGACCAGCGCCUGACCAGUGCCCAGAGCAACGGCAGCAGCAGUCCGGCCGUUGCCAAGGAGCUGCCGCUGGAGCUGGGCUCCGCCCUCGAGACGCUGGCCAAGCUGCAGUCCCAGACCACGACGGCCAUCACACGGCUGCUCAGCUUCGUGGUCCCCGAUUGGCGUACCCGUAGCAAGCUGGAGCCGGCCGUGAUGGAGCUAAAACUAGCGGCACUCCGCCUACGCACGGCCCUGCACGAUUUGGCCGAAUUCGGGGAGGGAGCCCUUGGCAAUGCCACGCGCUCGGAGGACCGGAAUUUGGCGUUGAAGCUGCGGCCCCUGGUCCGGGCCCUGCGGGACGCUAACAAGCUGAUACACGACUCCAGCGAGGCCCUGGAUGCCCAGGGCGGCUGGUCCGUGGAUGUGCUGGCGCGAAGCGACGAGAAGCAUGGCUGCCGGCCGCCAGAUUCGCUUGACCAGUUGAUGGCCUGCGCCCAGACCCUCACCGAGGACGUACGCUCUACCACCAGCUUCAUCCAAGGCAAUGCAUCGCUGCUGUUCAAGCGUCAGCUGCCCUCGGAACAGAAUGGAGGCAACGGAGCUCCGCCGUCGUCCGGCGAUGGAUGCAGUCGAGGCAGCGCCGAGUGGCUUGAGGACUACGACUACGUGGCCUUCGAGUCCAAGGAUGCAGCAGCCAAGAAGAACCAAUCGUUGCGCGAGGCCAUUCCCGUCGGCCUAAAGUCGCAGUUCGACACGGUGAUCCGGACCGCCGAGAGUACGGCCAUGGGAACGACGGGCGGCGUGAGCUCAGUGCCCACUACACCCACGGCACCCACACCCUGCAAGUCGCCGGAGAUGACAGACAAGGACAAGAAGCUGGUGCGCUACUACGCCCAGCAGAUCUCCACGCACAUGGGCAACCUAAUGCAGGCGAUCGACUCCUUCCUGGAGACCGUGGAGAAGAAUCAGCCGCCCAAGUUCUUCAUUGCGUACGGGAAAUUCGUGGUGGUCAGUGCCCAUAACCUGGUGACCAUCGGCGACAACGUGCAUCGCAACAUUUCGAAGGAGGCGCUGCGCGAGAAGAUCCUCCACUGCACUAACGGCCUCUCCGAUGCCCUGAAGACCUGUGUCCUUAAGUCGAAAAAGGCGGCGGCCCACUUCCCCAGCGGCAGCGCCGUUCAGGAGAUGGUCGACUCGGUGGUGCACAUCAAUACUUUGGCCAGGGAGCUCAAGACGGUGAUGCUGCAGGCGGUAAAUUUGUCAACGGCAGCCGGCGUGGGAGCUUGAAGAACCGGAUCGUCCGCCAUCACGGCACAGUAUUACGAACUGGUGAAGCUUCACAGUAGCGCUGCCCUGCCCGAUCAGUGUCUAGCGAUCGCGUAGACUUGCGGCAGCAGAGUCUUCCAGCCUGACAGCGCAAUGUUCCUUAACGCUUCGUCUAUGCAUUAUUCCCCCCUGCACAACCAUCGAGAUGCAUCUAGAGAUGCAAGUACAUCUGAAAUUGGCAUAUCCCCAGCAGACAGAGGCGUCGUCUGUCGCUUUUAUUUUGCAUUGUGAUAUUUUGGAGCAAAACAUCUGAAAAUGCACAGCACCCCAGCAGCAGCCAGCAGCAGCCAUCAGCAGACAGCAGCAGCCAGCAGCAGCAACAGCCCUACGAUCGCACGAUCUCCGCAUGAACCCGAUUAAAACUAUAUACGAUUUAGAUCCUAUUGUUAAAUAACCAUCAGAGUCAGUCGCCUAGUUUUAGUUUCGAUUCUGUACAUAGUGUUUUUUUUUCAUUUAAGCAUAAGACUUUUUUUUUAGAUGUCCAUCUUGCUAGCCGUAGCCCUAGCCCAUCAUCCUCCAGCAUCAGCAUCAGCCCCGCCCCGCUCAGACCCCACGCCAUGCGCACAAACAAUGUUGUAUCAGUGAAGCAUUUCAGCGUAGAAUACUAUUACUAUACUAUAUAUUGUAUACUCUAGAGAUAGUCGUACCACAUUAUAUGUACACAUUUACUAUAUACGUAUACAUACAUACAACACCUAGGCAUGUAGGCAUAUACAACAAGUACAUACAUAGUCAAAAUCUGAAAGAUUUACAUUCAACAUUUUGCAUUUGCGCCAUGGCAAUUUAGUCAUCAAUAUACAAAAAUAUACACAUUAGCAGUAACUACCAUUUAAACUGUACGAGCAUGUAACAAUAUGGAUAAUGCCACAUGGUAUAUGCAUGUAGUAUGAGUGGAACGAAGGACGGUGUCCGGUCCAAGCUUAAACUAUGCAAAGGGAAUAUAAAUAUAUUAAAACAUACACAAAAAUUAGUUAUUUUUCAUU